Molecule: messenger RNA, 1187 nt
Organism: Python bivittatus (Burmese python)
Lineage: Eukaryota; Metazoa; Chordata; Lepidosauria; Squamata; Pythonidae
Source: RefSeq, a predicted model, not a curated record
GCAAGUCUCCAGAUGUGCACUGAAAGACAAGAGUUGCCAAGCUUGUCAGAACUUAAAACUGGGCCACACGCUCUGAAACAGAACAGGGAGCGAACCUCAAAAGGAUGGAUUCUCUCACUUCUUUCCCAUAUAAUGAUGACAUGGAAUUUCUGCCACUUCCCGAGAAUGACACUUACAAUUUCAGCAGGAAUGGUGCUGAGAUUUACUAUGAUGAUCCCCAUAUCUCAAGGGUGAUGCAUAUGGUUUCGAUGGCAAUUGACAGCACCACAUUACUCCUGGGGGCCAUUGGCAAUGGCCUUGUCAUCUUCUUCACUGGUUUCCAAAUGAAGAAGACAGUAACCACCAUGUGGUACCUCAACUUGGCUCUAGCUGAUUUCAUAUUUGCCGUUUCUCUGUCCUCAGAGCUACUAUAUAUUGCCCUUGGUCAAUGGAUCCUUGGGCGGCUACUCUGCAAACUUGACACUGUGGUGUCUUUCCUAAACAUGUUUGCCAGUGUCUUUUUCUUGACAGUCAUCAGUGCUGACCGCUGUGUUUCUGUCGUGUACCCAGUUUGGGCCUUGAACCAUCGCACGCUCCAGCUGGCUUCCAUAAUAGUUGUCCUUAUCUGGAUGAUGGCCUUGGGACUCAGCUCCCCCUACUACAGCUUCCGGGAUGUGGAGUACACCGAGGAUGGCUCUGUGCAGUGCUCCUAUAGCUUUAGCUUGGAAGGGGCCAGUAACCUAAAAUCCCAUCGUUCUGUGGUGGUGACUGAAUUUGUAAUUGGGUUCCUCAUCCCCUUCCACAUCAUCCUGGCUUGCUACUGCAUCAUUGUCUUCAAGCUCAGAGGGAAGACCUUUGGUCAUUUUGGCAGAUCUUUUAAAAUCAUCGUGGUGGUGGUUGUAGCAUUCUUCUGCUGCUGGUUCCCUCACCACCUCUUCUCUAUUCUAGAAACACUGGAAGACGAGAGCGGUGAUUUAAGAAUGGUGAUUGACAUUGGGGUGCCACUGGCUAAUGGCUUGAUGUGUCUCAACAGCUGCCUCAAUCCGUUCCUAUAUGCUUUCAUUGGUCCAGAUUGUAGAAAAAGAAAUUGGCACUCCUUCCUGUCAGCCUUCAAAGGUGCUUUUAGUGAAAACUGGACUGUGUCCUCUUUUUCCAGCAAUAGGAAUUCAGGUUCUACUUCAGGAAUAGUGGAAUCCAGCAUGGUGUGA